Messenger RNA from Candidula unifasciata, 594 nucleotides. The record is from the annotation of a GenBank genome assembly. Lineage: Eukaryota; Metazoa; Mollusca; Gastropoda; Stylommatophora; Geomitridae.
AUGUACGUGUGGGGCGGAAGGGAGAAUCUGGAACCGGGUGUACAAAUGUGGCAACCACGUUUGCUUGGAGGGUUCACUAAGGGGAAUCUUUUGAAUCUACUAAGACUAAUGUCAAGUCCUCUUCGAGUGUGGUUUCAAAACAGACGAGCCAAAUGGAGGAAACGAGAGCGCUUUGGCCAGCUGAACACUAUGAGAGCUAUGGCUUCUGCAACAAACCACGGAUAUGAUGUUCAUCUGGGACCCAGGCACGACAUGUACCACCCACACGUCCAGAAUCCAGAUCCAUCAGUGAUGUGGAUGGAGAUGUACAAUCAUUAUGGAAACAACGUGUGGCCUCCUGUGUCGGCAGUCAAAGGAUACCAUUUUUCUAUGGAUGCCGCGCAGUCUUUAGGCAGCAAAUGGCACCCUGCUGUGACACCGAUGUACCCGUCCUGGAGCAGCUCACAACUGCUGACUCCGGCGUCACAACACCAACAUCCGUCGCCGGAAACACUUCACGGCGCAUGCGGCCAGCAACAAGGGCACGACAUCGGCUCCAUGUACUCGUCCAAUAAUAACUUUCAGCACUGCUCUACUGAUGCGGGUGGUCCUUGA